CUUUGAGGAGCUGUGACUCAUCCAGUUCCUGCUCCGUCCAGUCAGAGCGCGGCUUUAUUCUCGGAAUCAUCCCCUCCUGCGCGUGUGGAGACCAACUUCUGCGUCGGGAGCGCGGAUCGCCGUCCCGGGACCUGAUCCUGGAAUGACCCAGAGCCACAGACGGAACCUUUUUACCUCAGUGGGACAUGAAACAUGCGAAGCCUCAGUCAGAGAGUCUCAGCCGGCACCAAACUCAAACACGCGCCAACUCCCUUGGCGCGUUUCGGUUGUUCCUCCACUGAGCGCACACUCAUCCAGCAGAAACAGCAGAAACAGCAGCAGCAGCAGCAGCCGUGACCAUGACUCCAGCUCUGCCCGCCUCUAAAGCCAUCUACAUCGGGAUGGAGGUGGUGAUCGCGGUGUCCUCGGUCAUCGGCAACGUGAUGGUGGUGUACGCCGUGCGCAUUAACAGAUCUCUGAGAGACACCACCUUCUAUUUCAUCGUCUCCCUGGCCUUGGCUGACAUUGCAGUGGGUGCUCUGGUCAUCCCGCUCGCCAUCACCAUCAGCAUCGGACUGAAGACGCACUUCUACAGUUGCCUGCUGGUCGCCUGCACUGUGCUCGUCCUCACGCAAAGUUCCAUCCUGGCGCUGCUGGCCAUCGCCAUCGACCGCUACCUGAGAGUUAAAAUACCCAUGAGCUACAAGCAGGUCGUGACCCCUCGACGAGCCGGCACGGCCGUGUUGUUGUGUUGGCUGGUUUCCAUCAUAGUGGGCCUCACGCCAAUGCUCGGCUGGAAUAACCUGAAUCGUCUCCGUAACGGCUCCCUGAUCACCGAUGACCUUGUGGUGACCUGUGAGUUUGAGACCGUCAUCAGCAUGGACUAUAUGGUCUACUUCAACUUCUUUGGCUGGGUGCUGCCCCCUCUGUUGCUCAUGCUGGCCAUCUAUGUGGAGAUUUUCUACAUCAUACACAAGCAGCUCAACAAGAAGGUGACAGCGAGCCACACAGACCCGAGGCGUUACUUUGGCAAGGAGCUGAAACUGGCCAAGUCGCUGGCGCUUGUUCUUCUCCUCUUCGCGGUCAGCUGGCUUCCUCUACACAUCCUCAACUGCAUCACUCUCUUCUGCCCGGCCUGCGACAAGCCAAUGUUCCUCAUAUACAUCGCCAUCAUCCUCAGCCACGGCAACUCCACCGUCAAUCCCAUCAUUUACACGUUCCGCAUCAAGAAAUUCCGCACGGCGUUCCGCAAAAUCUGGAAACAGUACGUCCUCUGUCAGGAUCAAGUGGGUCGGCUCCCUCAAAGGGGGAGCCGGAGAGGACAGAGUCACGAGAGUCGGCUGAAGCAGAUUUAUGACGAUGACGAUGAUGUGUGAGCUUUGCCAACUAAUUGCGUUGCUGUGUCGCUGCAAAGUUUCACUCCAGUGGCUGCAGAAUGGAAAGGACACUUGAGGGGUCGUAAUUGCCCUAAUGGCAGCGAAGGAUGUCGGAGGGAUUACACGGAUUUUCCUCCUUCCAACAUGCUUCAAGAGGACAUAUCAGCGACGGUGACCGAGCUGUGCGAUCCUCAAUCAGACUUUGAUUUAGACUGAUUGUUUUACCGCUGGAUGAAAAAAAAACAAAAAACGAUUGUUUCAUACGGGACAAGGGGCUUCUUUUCAGUUUCAACAUAAAUCUGUUGAACUUGAACCAGUAAGUGUACUGUAUAUUGUAUCUGUAGCACAUUAUGAUACAAUGAUGAUGUAUCGUUACAAUCUUAUCUGUACUUAAACUUAAACUCAUGCCUUUUUUCAAAUAGUUAAAGUUGUAGUGUAUAACUUUUAGAUAUAAACAAAUGUCUGUGAAAUGCAGACCACAGUGAUUAUUAAGCCUUUCAGCUUCCACAUGAAUCUCUCUCCGUGUUUCUUGGUAUAUCUGUGUUUAGAUCCCUCACUGCACACAGGAAGUGAUUCGCUUUUUAUGUCAAGACAGACGUUGGAGUGUGAAAACAUUAAGUGGCCAUGUAAAGGGGAUUCUACUGCUCAAAAAAAACUCUUGCUCAUUCAUCUGAUAGUUUUGCCUGACAGCGUGUUUUUAGAUCAUAGAAAGGAUCGUCUCGUCCUCGUUUAUAUUCAGGAAAACUGUAUUAAAAGGCAUGUAAUCAUGUAAACAACAGCGACAGAAACAAUGACCAAACGUUACGCACUGUAGCUUUAACCACUGCAUUCACAUCUGCUAUUUUCUGUGGCCUUAUGACAACGAGAAACUAAAGAAGAAGAAGAAAUGAGCACUGUGCAAGACGUAAGCAGGAAUCUGGUAAACCAGAGAUGUCAGAUGGACACAGGAUGAAGGAAGACAUGAAAAAAAAAAGAAAAAAAAAAGUUGGUGUAAAUAACAAGAUGUUGUUGUGACGAACCUCUGGUUUACCAACUAUGUUUCAGACUCAUUGCUUUUACACACGUGGCCUGUGGUGCAUUCGCACGUGAAAGCAUCUAAACCAACAGUCUAACAGACUAAUACUAGCUAACAUGAGUUCAUAUAACUUAUACUAUCUUGAUUGUAGACUUACCAUGGACUCAUAAAAUGAGUCCAUGGUAGAACACAUUCUACACUAUGGUUGUCAUUAACGACCGUAGAGGACAAGUGUGAAGUCCUGCCGAAAACUGCUGUAGCUCCAACAGAAGACUGUGACGAAGGAUGGUGGAGGAUCUCCAUCCACAUUUCAUUCACUUCAUUUCAUCAUGUAAUGUACAACAGAGGCAUAAACAGUAUAUCCAUCAGGCCUCUUUGUUUUUCAACUGUUAGUGUAGACCAAUAAUACAUCAGCUGUAUAUAAAAUACACUUAAUAAAGUUUUUGGGUGAUGGAAAAAGCACCAUUGAAGCAAAUUUAUGGAACAUCGGGGUUAUCUUUCUGUGGAGGUGUGUGUGUGUGUGUAUAUACUUAUAUUUAUACCUAUGUGAGGUACAAAAAACAUAGAACCUUUCUUUGUGGGGACAUUUUGACCUUGUGGGGACAGUAUAGACAUUUUGUCUGGGCCCCCCAACUUUAAAGGGCCUUUUGUCUGGGUUAAGACCUGGUUUUAGGGUUAGGGUUUGAAUUGGGUUCAGGUUAAGGGUUAGGGUUAUGCAUUUACUUGUGUUAAAUUAAGGUAAGGGGUCUAUGAGUGUCCUCAUUAAGAAUUAUGUGUGUGUAUAUACAUCAAUUUGUUACCUCUUUAGGACCUUUUCUGGCAUAAACACUGACCUUAUUAGGACAAGUCCUUCAUGGGGACCAAAAACCUGGUCCUAAUAAGGUACAACCUCAUCGCUGAGGCACUGGUUAAGCUUAGGGCUAAUUUUUGGGACUAAUUCGCAGGACUCUGUGUGUGUGUGUGUGUGUGUUGAGACUGCCACAAUGACUUUCCCACAUCUAUGUGCACUCUUCUCCUUCUUCACAUCACACUGGUGCACAUUUCCAGUGGCAGUGUGAUCUGCAGCUGGUGAACUGCAGCCUCUGUGACAUUAAAUUAAAAGGAUCCUCUGCUCCAUCCUGUUUUUGCAACAGCAAUACUGAUCAAAUAUUCAAGUCACACAUGGGGAAGAUUGUGGAUGCCCUGGAUUUGGUGACCCAAGGUCACGCUGUGCAUUCAUAUAGAAAAUGACUUUCCGUUUAUUGAAAUAAAAAAAAUAUAUAGAUACAAAGUACUUCUUGGAAAACAAAUUGUAUUUCUUGUCUGCGUGAUAGGGAGGCUCUGUCCUCUUAGACCUUGACCUUCUCAACAGUCGCUCUAAUUGAUCGACUGACAUUUUACCCUCACCCUAUGAUAGGAAAAAAACAAGGUCGACUAGUGCAUCUGAAAUAUUGAUUGUACCUCAAUAUUUACACGAUUCAAAUGAAAAAUCGUGAUGCGAAUGUGAACUUCACCGAGAGACACUUUAAUGGGAAUUGUCAAUUAUUCAUUCGUUCAUUAAUUUUUUUACUCCUUUAUCCUCCACAUGAGGGUCACGGGAGGCUGGAGCCAAUCCCAGCUGACAUGGGGGCGAAAGGCGGGGUCACACCGUGGACAGGUGGGAUGUGGUGUCGGAAGUGGCGUACUGAGGGCCGUAGUAAC
Messenger RNA from Solea solea (common sole), 4050 nucleotides. RefSeq names its product adenosine receptor A1-like. The record is from RefSeq and is a predicted model, not a curated record. NCBI's taxonomy places the organism in Eukaryota, Metazoa, Chordata, Actinopteri, Pleuronectiformes, Soleidae. Gene Ontology annotation, cellular component: synapse; dendrite; membrane. Gene Ontology annotation, biological process: G protein-coupled adenosine receptor signaling pathway. Bases 339 to 1355 code for a protein of 338 amino acids. Gene Ontology annotation, molecular function: G protein-coupled adenosine receptor activity. The transcript is spliced from 3 exons.